UUCCACUCCUCUGGGAAGGCUUUCUACAAGAUUUUGGAGUGUGUCUGUUGGAAUUUUUGCCCAUUCUUCCAGAAAAGCAUUUGUGAGAUUAUCUCCAAUAAUGAACUGCAACCGACAAUGCCUGCUUAAAUUAUUCCUGACUGUGCUUGGAAUUACUGCAUUGGGAAUUUACAUUAUUCAAAGUGAACUGCUGAAUGUUACAGAAGUCAUGACUAGAUUGUUGCCAUCAGGCACAAGGCAUCUCCAAAAUAUAGUCUUUACUAAACCAAGCAUUGGACCAUUUCCCAGUAAAAAUCGUUCAUCUUGUUCCUGUGAGGGAUUUAGUAUCAUUGGGCUAAAUGUGCCAGCGACUGAACUGGAAGAUGUUCAGAGACGACGAUCUGAGGAGUACAGACAGUAUCAGCUCAGGAUGAAGACAAACUUGGACACUCUUAUUCUGGCCCCAUCCAACUCCCCUUUCCAAUAUCCCAUCCAGGGUGUCACAGUGGAACCUCUUAAAAAAACUGCGAUACCAGAUUUGGCUUUGCACACACACAAAAGAAGACUAUAUAAGGUGUCCUUGAGGGUGAAGAGUGGAGUGCUCUCAGUGGAUGAUCUUGUAGACAGAGAGCAGGUGGAUGGACAGGAUCAGAGAGAACUGACCAUCUCAUCCAUCAGUCUCAUACAACUCAAUGAUCUGCUGAGCAGAGUGACCUACACUAGCACCAUCUACCAUGUCAAGACUAAAGAUCUAGUUCAUCUGUCUUUUGAGGACUAUGAAGCCAUAUUUCCCAUCAUGAUCAAAAGACCUUCUGUCCCUGUUCUGUAUGACCCAGGGAAAGAUAUUAACUCACAGGUAACCAUAACAACCAAGACCUUUCUGAGGUAUGAGGAGUUGGAUGUCCUCAUCAACAGUAUCCGGCAGUUUUACCCAGAAAUCAAAAUCAUUGUUACAGAUGACAGCCUGAUUCCAGAAAAGGUGAAUGGCAGCAACAUAGAGCACUACAUCAUGCCACCUGCACAGGGCUGGUUUGCUGGCCGGAAUCUGGCUGUAUCACAGGUGACCACUAAAUACUUCCUGUGGGUGGAUGAUGACUACAUAUUCCAGAAUCAUACGCGGAUUGAAAGCUUUGUUGAGAUUAUGGAGAAAGUUCCAGAACUGGAUGUGCUUGGAGGAGCAGUUGAAAACAAUCAGUUCUUUUUCCAACUUUUGUAUGAGGAGGGGGAUGAAGAGGAGGGUGGCUGUCUCCGACGUCUACAUAGAAGGAAGCUUCAAUCUCUUCCAGGCUUUGAUGGCUGCUUCUUUGUUGAUGGGGUUGUCAAUUUCUUCCUGGCACGGACAGAUGCGGUGAGAAGGGUCGGCUUUGAUCCAUUCCUGAAAAGGGUGGCUCACACUGAGUUUUUUCUCGAUGGUCUUGGAGAUUUGAUGAUUGCCUCUUGUAAAGGACUUACAGUCGGCCACCAGAAGAAACGCAAACAAAGCAAAUACAGAAGAUUUAGGUUUCCGGGACAAAGUGAUGGAAAACACAAACUGGCCCAUCAUUACUUCAAGAAUCAUUUGAAAUGCAUGAAGUACUGAUGGACAUUUGAGGAGAGAGGAGACCAAUAUCCUGUCAGAUACCAAGUGCUGUUUUUCCCUAAAUAUAAAGAAUUUAAAAUGUGUAAUGAAAGUGAUUUAAAGUAUGCAUAUGAGUAAGGUUCAAGGCUCUAAAAUACAUUAAAAAACAAACAAACAAAAAAAAACAUCUACACAUGAUUUUUUAAAAUGGUUUGAAAUAGAAAAAAAGUUGUCUUUCACAUGUUUUGUGGGAAAGGGGGAAAGGUGUGAUAUUUUCCUUUCUGAUACUAUUCAAUCAAUGUUCAAUUGGUUUAGUUCUCAUCAGGAGGACAAUUAAGGGAACAAAAGAACCUUGAUAAAAUAUUGAUUUUAAAUUAUUUUAAAUAUUACCAUGAUUUAACUAUGUGAUUAUUGUCGCAGUCUGUCUCCCUCAUUUUCUUCAUUUUCUUCAAGGACUCUUAUUUUGAAGUUUUCCACUGGACUGCAUUUCCCAUAGUUCACUGCCCUAAUCACGUCCAUCUGUUCCUUAUUACCAUCACCUGUAUUCCAUUCCCUUAUUUAGUUCUGUGUAUAAAUACCCUCUAGUUCUCUUCAUCAUUGGUCAGUCCUUGAAGUGUUAUGCUGUGCUAAGUUUUGAUGGUUAGAGUUAUAGUUUGUUCCAUU
Myxocyprinus asiaticus (Chinese sucker) is the source of this 2200-nucleotide messenger RNA. RefSeq names its product beta-1,4 N-acetylgalactosaminyltransferase 2-like. Gene Ontology annotation, biological process: UDP-N-acetylglucosamine metabolic process; UDP-N-acetylgalactosamine metabolic process. The transcript is spliced from 12 exons. Lineage: Eukaryota; Metazoa; Chordata; Actinopteri; Cypriniformes; Catostomidae. The coding region runs from base 101 to 1558 and encodes 485 amino acids. Gene Ontology annotation, molecular function: hexosyltransferase activity. The record is from RefSeq and is a predicted model, not a curated record. Gene Ontology annotation, cellular component: Golgi membrane.